Guyanagaster necrorhizus is the source of this 765-nucleotide messenger RNA. RefSeq lists its product as uncharacterized. The transcript has 2 exons. The annotation marks the transcript as partial. NCBI's taxonomy places the organism in Eukaryota, Fungi, Basidiomycota, Agaricomycetes, Agaricales, Physalacriaceae. The record is from RefSeq and is a predicted model, not a curated record.
AUGACGCCGUGGCUGAUAACGCCAGUGAGUUGCUUCGCCAAAAUUGCUAUCAACCCCGCUUAUUCGCGUGCAGUCUUUCUGGAUCCUUCUAUCGACCCCAGGAUGCUCUGUCCUUAUUGCGACACGCGUCUUCCUGAUCGCCCCACCCCCCUUCUGCGCCGACUUCUCGCCAAUAUAGCGAAAAAGUCCCGGCCUAGCCCUCGUCCUACGAAUCCCUUGGGCCGAAAAGCUCCAUUAGAGGUCUUUAUCGCCCUAUGCCAGCGACACCGCUUUGAAAGCGUCACUUUGCCGGAAGCAGAGCGCAACGGAUGGCCCAAGGAAAUCGCAUGGGCGAAAUUAGAGGGCCGAGUACAGAAGAUGAAGCGCGAAUUGCGUGCACUGAUUUCGGAUCGAAACGCCCGCAGCAACAGUAUUUUUUGGACGGAGAUCAUGAAGGAAGUCAAGGCGAAAGGUUCGCGCGCCGUCGCCGGGGUGAGAAAUCAGUUCGCUACCUUUGAGAAAACUCAGCCCGGAUAUUAUGGUGAACAGGGAUCUGUUAUUAUAUACCAAACAUUGUUCAAUCUGUUCCCGCCUGCAUCUAUUCACCCCGACCAGGUGAAACCUUUGACCCCCAACGAGUUUACGCAAAGAAUUCUUGUUCCAGAGGUUGCGACGCGAUUAAUCCGUCAAGACAUGGGAGUUUCACCUUCGAAAGCGGUGAAAAUCCUCCGAGAGAGUGCCAGUUACGGCGUGGCUAUGUUCCCUGAAGAUGGCGGUGGAUGGGGA